AUGUUUUAAUAAUUUUUAAACUGUUUCAAAAAUAAAUCAGCGAAGGAUGGUUCAAAAGAGUAUGAGAAGGACAUACUCUCAUCGGUGCUUGACAUUUUGCCGAAUUACCAAAGUAAAUUAGAAUUUAAGUUUUAGACAAAAAAGGAGAAGCAAAGGCUGCUGAGAUUCGGAAAUAGGCAAAUUAGACAGAUAAUCCUAAAGAAUCGAAUGACAAUCUGAUAAAAUAUGAUGAUGAUGAUAAUCUAUAUUGCAGGUUUUCUUUGGAUUAUUUUGCUUUAAACAACAGGUUUCGGGUUUUUUGUAUUUAAAUCAGUUAAUCCAAACUAUUCUAAUGGGUUCAUUCUCUUUUAGUAAUUAUUCGAAUAACUUUAGUCGAUUAUAGUAGUGUGUGUAUUGAUUGUUAAGCCUUAUAAUAAUGAGAGUAGUGGGUUAAAUAUCUCGAUAUCAAAUGCAGUGAUCAAUGGGAUAAUAAUUUUAUGCGAUGUAAUUUUUAGCAUCCAAGUUGUGAUAUCAAUAAUUUCAUAUGGGUAAUGAGUUAGGAUUAAAUUUAGAAUUUGGAAUUGCACCUAUGGAUAUUACAAGGACCCUUAUGCGUUCAUAAAUAGUAUAUGUUUGUUAUUCGCCCUGAUCUUACGACAAUCCUACUUAUACAUAUUCAGAGCAUUGUUUUUGGUGGACUUCAUAGUGUAGACCAAAUAUUUCUAAAUUGUAAAGAAAUUGAGUAAUACAGUUAAACAUGCAUUGAUGAUGACAGCCUAUGUGAUUAUAAUAAUUACAUUAUUGACCUACAUUUAUGCUACCAUGGGAGUCCAAAUCUGGAGUGAUUAAUUGCAUCAUUAUUGUGUAAAAGAUGGGGAGAUUGAUGCCUAUCCAGCGAGAUUAUGUGGAAUGGGGAGAAAGUGUCCAGAUGGGUAUGUAUGUUAAAGAGGGUAUUUUCAUCAACCAUUCACAUAAUACGAUUAUAUUUCCUUUGAUGAAAUUCCAAAUGGUUUGCUUACUUUAUUUAUUUGUCAUUUUAUUGAGGGUUGGGUUGAAGUGGAAUAGAACUUGGCUGACACUUUUAAUAAAUACAUAAGUUCGAUCUUUUUAUGGUCUUACAUUAUUAUUGGGACAUUCUUUUUGUAAAACCUAUUGGUGGCUAUUCUCUUGAAUUAAUAUCAAAUGGAUCAGCAAGUUGAGGAAAUACCAAAAAUCAAAGUCAAGAGUCAAACAAAAAUUCAAAUUAGUAAUGAGAGACGCAGAACGUAUUUCUUAACUCCAGGGCAUUUGAGUAAGAGCAAACAGCGAGCUCUUUAAUUGAUACAAAAUUAACAUAACAAAUCAAGAUAGAGAUCAUAAUUACAAAUCAAACUCAAGGCAAUAGUAUCAUCGAAUUAUAUCAAAUACUUUUAUUCGCUUUUAUUUAUUACCAAUUUGAUUUUGUUUUCAUUGAAUGACGAAUCAGCAUACCACAAUGAUUUCGAGGAUAAAAUCACAAUAAUCAAUAUAGUAUUUCUAUUUAUAUACAUUUUGGAAGAUUUGGCAAGAAUGUAUGUCUGGAAAUAGAAGGAAAAUAAAUAUAUUCUGCUCUUAGAAUUUGUAAUAGACUUCAUUAGUAUAAUUGUUCAGCUGAAUGACAUGUCGAAUCCAUUUGUUCUAAAUGCAUUUAAAGGUUUGAGACUUUUAUGGUUCUUCAACACUCAAACAAGUUGGUCAAACUACAAAGUGUUACUAUAAGCAUUGUAAAAGUCCUUUGUGAAUAUUCCUAAAUUAAUUUUGGUGUUCUUAACCUACAUGAUUGUAAUCGGAAUAUUGGGAAGAGAGUAUUUUGCUGGAGAAUUGAUUUUUAAUGAAUAAGGUAAUUAUGAUAAGCAAGGUUCAUAUAUACCAAGAGCAAAUUUUGAUAGUAUUAGAAAUACAGUUUCAUCCUUAUUUAUAAUAAUCUGUUCUGAUCAAUGGGAGAAUAUAUUUUACACAACUCUUGAAACAAAAUCCUGGAUUCCUUAUCCAUUUUUUAUUUUUGUGUUGAUUUUGUGUAGAUUUUUCAUCUUGUCCUCAUUCUUGACUAUCAUGCUUGAUAAUUAUGAGGAAGCCAAGAACGAGGCUGACAAAUCUAAGGCUCGUGCUUAGAGGGUCAUUUCAUCUAUGCAAAGUAAGGAUUAUUAGUGAUUAUUUCUAUAGAAACUAAGGUGGUUCCCGCAGCUUAAUUAUAGUAAAUCCAAAACACUUCUUAGAUCGAAAAGAAAAGAUACUUCGGAAGAUUAUCGAAGAUGUCAGAUGAUAGUGAUGAUGAAGAGAAGGAAUCCAAACAUCAAGUUCUGCAAAGACAAGCAUCGAAAUACCCAUAAAUUACAAUUGGCAAGAACAAUAAUAUAUAAAAAUAAACAUCCAUACAACAAGUGACAAUAAUCAAAAGCAACGAUGAGGUUAGAAUAUCCUAUAGCUCAAGUCAAUCAUACAAGCAAUAUUUUAUGAAUUCAGCAUUAUUCAUUUUAAAUAACAAAAGCAUUCUAAGAAAAAGAAUACAAUAAUUGACAUAGAGUAAGUACUUUGAAUGGUUGAUGAGUUCAAUAAUAAUCUUGAAUAUCAUUCUAUUGGGUACGGAUCUACCAAUAUAUGAACAGAAAGACUUAAUUGAGAAAUUUAAUGUUAUCUUUACAAUCAUUUUUAUAUUUGAAAUUGUAUUGAGAAUACUGGCCCAUGGAUUUAUUUGGAAUCAAAUUGAACCCAAUAGAGCAUUCGUUUACAACAAUCAGAAUAACUUCGAUUUGGCUAUAUUGAUUGUAAGUUCCAUUAGUGAUCUCAAUCUGUAUAGUAGUGGAUAUUUGAAAGCAUUUCGAGCAUUGCGUACACUUAGAGUGUUCUCAUCUGCGAGAGUAAUAAUAUUCAAUUGAUAUCUAGAGAGGAUCUCAAAGUGAAGAAUUGAAUUUGAUAUCGAAAUCAUUGUUUCAAACUAUAUCCUUGUUAUCCUCCAUGAUUUUCGUGACUGGUAUCUGCAUUUGGAUUCUGAGCAUCUUUUGUAUGACUAUCUGGAAAGGCAAAUUGUACUUUUGUACAAAUGUGUAAUCAUAUGAUGACAUAUACACAAAGCAGGAUUGUUUGGAUUAGAAAGGUGAAUGGAUCAAUAAUAUCACUAAUUUUGAUACUAUUUAGGAUUCAUUGCUGUGCUUGUUCAGAAUAAUAAUUGGAGAAGGAUGGACAAGUCAAAUGUAUUACGUUUCAGAUAUCACUGAGAGAGGGAUGCAUCCCAAAGUUGACUCAUCUGCCAACUAUUAGAUCUUAUAUUACAUACUGUUGUUCCUCCUGAAUAUCAUGUUGUUGAAUCUCUUCACUGGGCUGAUUAUCAACAAUUACAGAACCAUCAAAGAGAAUAUCAGUAAUUACAAGUCGCUGAAUGAACAUCAGAGGGAAUGGCUGUAAAUGAUGUACAUAAUGCAGAAGAAGAAUCUAAUAAGAUUGAUUGAGAAACCGAAGAAUCAAUUCAGGUAGAUCUGUUACUCCAUCGCAACCUAUUCCUAUUUUGAAUUGAUUAUACUUAUUCUCCUCCUAUUGAAUCUAAUAUUGUAAGAUCCUAUAAUAUAUUUUAGUUGUUCUGCCAAUGGUAACUCAAUUAAUUAGACCACCAAAUCAGCAUUCUAUGUUCUGGACAUCAUAUUUAUUACCCUCUUUCACAUCGAAGUAUUCAUCAAAUUUUCCGCCUUCUGGUAUUACUACCUCAAAGACUCUUGGAAUAAGUUCGAUAUCCUGCUUCUGAUUUCCACUGAUGCCUUACUGAUACUCAAUAGCGAGAUUGAGAUGCCCAAGAUGUUUAUGAUUCCUUUGAUCAUUCGUUGUUUGAGGGUUCUCAACACGUACAAAAUACUGAAGUUAAAUCGCCAACUCAAAGUCCUCAUUGACGUCAUCUAGGAAAUACUGCCAACCUUAUUGAGUGUAGUGGCUUUUAUCAUUAUAAUCAUUAUUGUGUAUGCAUUGAUUGGGAUUCAAACUUUGUCCGUAGUUAAGUCAACCUCUCAAGAUGCCCAAUACCCUUUUUAUUAGGAAAUCGGGUAGAGGAAUAAGAACUUCUAGAACUUUUGGGAUGCUGUCUUAAUUUUAAUAGAAAUCACAACUGGACAAUAUUGGCCACUCUAUAUGUCAGAUUACACCAUUAAUAAGGCUGGUUGUCAUUCCUAGACUCCAGAGGACAUAUUGAGGGAAGGAGUUUAGGGAUGCAGCACCUUCUUUGGAUACUUCUAUUUUAUUAGUUUUUUAGUAUUGAUCAGGAUUAUAAUGAUCUCAUUGUUUUUGGCUAUGAUUAUAGAAUCAUAUCAGGAUUGUUUGCUUGAGAACACUGCAGUCAUUAAUCCUUACUAAAUAGAGGACUUCUUUUUAAAAUGGUCUGAUUAUGAUCCCAAAGGAACUGGAUGGAUAACUCCUGAGGAUUUCGCAUUUUUGAUGUUUGAGAUGAAUCCUCCUCUUGGAUUUAAGGAUGAGAAUGCUUGUUUGUAGUUGUUUGAUUUCAAUUAAAGUAAUGAGUGGAUUAUAUUUGAUAGAUCACAAGAAGCAGUCAGCAUACAUCUAUAAUCCUAGAACCAAGAUGCACCUUAAGAAAAUCGAUAUCUUCAAGAAACUCAGUGAUUUCCAAGUGUUAAUAUAUUAGAAUGAGAUGAUCCACAUUAAGGAUGUUUGUUUGUAGAUAGCUUACAAUGCAGUGAAAAAGAAGAAUGCUCUGCAUGGGAUUGAAUAGAUUGAAGACAAGGUAGUAUUGAGGAACAUACGGAAAUCAUGGGAGGCUAAGUUCCCUGAUUUGGGGGAUCAGAAGUUCCUUCAUUUCGCAGUGGACAUCUUUGCGUAUAGUUCAAUACGGAACAUAUUGAGGGGAGCAAUAGAGAGAAGAAAGGUGAAGAAGAGAAUCAAGGAAAUGCAGAAGCAAAACAAUCUGAGGUAGUUGGAAAUAAAUGAGAAUGCUUAUUUGACAACACGAAUUGCUGACAGCAAUCAUCGUCAUCGUAGAAAGAGUCAGAUCAAUAAAAGAGUGUUCCCAUUUGCAUAGUCAUCAUAUCGGAUAAAGGAGCAAAAUCGUGAUGGGAAUGUUUAUAAUCGCAGAGUUGCUCUUAGGACUGAUCUGAAGUAGUCGCAAUAACAGUAGGCUUCCCAUGCAGAAUCGGUUUCACUCUCGACACACAACUUUUACAUUGAUCCUUAGGAAACCAAUAAUGGAUUCCCUAUGAAAAUAGUACUGGAAACGCAGAAGAUAGAUUUCCCAAGUGACAAUUCUUAGCGUUCUUUCUUCGGGCAGAUGAAAUUGAGAGGGGACAUUUCAUAACGAAUGUCCGAUGAAGAGGGGAAUAGUUGA
Paramecium octaurelia is the source of this 5314-nucleotide messenger RNA. The record is from the annotation of a GenBank genome assembly. Lineage: Eukaryota; Ciliophora; Oligohymenophorea; Peniculida; Parameciidae.